Molecule: messenger RNA, 1347 nt
Organism: Aureobasidium pullulans EXF-150
Lineage: Eukaryota; Fungi; Ascomycota; Dothideomycetes; Dothideales; Saccotheciaceae
Exons: 1
Coding region: 1-1011 (336 amino acids)
Source: RefSeq, a predicted model, not a curated record
AUGGGCUGGUUCUGGGGAAACAACAGCAAUAUCGACACCAAGGGCGCGGUGGACAGCUUGGACCCCUCGCUACGAGACUUUCUGAACAGCGAGUCGAAGACGCGACAACAGCAACAGCAGCAACAACCCACACAUUUACCGCAAGACACACCAUCAUAUCGCUCGCAAGUCGGCAUCCCCGACGAACCGCAAGAACCCGCACAAGCACCGAAGAAUGAGAACGAAGUGCCAUCGCAAUCAUUGUAUCAAGAUGGCAGAUAUGCGCAUCUCUGGAAGAAUUACCGUCCGCAAGAACAAAUCGAACAAGCCGGUCGCAGCGAAAACGAACGACUAGCCGACGUCAUCGACACAUACAAUGAUCGCAAAGCACGUAUUGGCAGAGCAGCACUCGAGAAUUGCGCACUGGAACAAUGGGCUGAGCAUGAAUGUUUCGAGAGUGGUGGUAUCGCAGCGAAAUUCAUGCUUUGCAAGGAGCAGACGCGCUCGUUCAAUCGAUGCUACACAAUGCAGAGUCGCUUCUUGAAGGCGUUGGGAUACUUGAGUAUGCAGCGUACUGCUGAUGAGGAAGAACGCAUUCAAAUGCAUGCCGACAAAUUGUAUCACGAGAUGCUGGACCGCGAGAAGGCUAUGAAAGAGGCAGAGGCGAACCAGCUGCCCAAACCGGACUUCAAGCCACUCAUCACAAGUACAUCAACUGCAGAGGCAUUGGGUACUCAGCAACCAGCCGCCGCCGCUCAAGCUGCUUCAACACAAACACAAAGAGAAGGUCUAGACAUGUACGCAGGAGAGAAGCGCAAAGCUUUGGAACAAUCUCUGGCCGACAAGACUCCUGCUGAACGUGAGAUUGAGAUUCAACUCAUGGCUGGUGAAGCAAGAGCCAAUGCUGAGUACGCCGCUGUCGUUCAUGAUCACUUUGAAGCAGAGAAGAAGACAAGAGAAGGUAGAAAAGAACGUGGUAGAGAGACUGUUGGAGAUGCCAUCAAAAGAGCUUGGGGUUGGGAUUCGAAGUAGUCAGAUCAAAACACUAUCUUCCUUUCCUCUUUCCAUCGAUCACCAAGGCUGUACCAUGUCUUUUCUGAUCACCUUGCCGACAUGCUCGUCAUACUUGCCCUCUACCACAUCGACAGUAAAGCCUCCGCCGACCGAGGGAUCGAGAGCGCCCAUCUGUGCAUUAUGUCAGCUUGGUUCCUGCACGACAAAUCUCAAUCACACAUACCUUCUUCAAUAUCUCCGGUCCCACACCACCAAGCCCAGUAGCCAAGAACCCAGGCGAAAUAGCCCACACCUUGACACCAUCAUUCUUCAACACACGACACCAAUCCCUCAUCAACAUAUUCAACCCAGUCU